CCUAACCACCAAUAGCGAGCGGGAAGCCACUGCGGCCGCCAAUGGGAGGCGGCGGGAGGCGGGAGCAGCGGCGCGGCGGGGCGGUGUGCGGAGCGGUGUGCGGAGCGGUGUGCGGAGCGGCCGGGGCAGCGGAGCGGGGUCCGAGCAGCCGCCGCCAUGUCGAUCAUGUCGUAUAACGGCGGGGCCGUCAUGGCCAUGAAGGGGAAGGGCUGCGUGGCCAUCGCCGCGGACCGGCGGUUCGGGAUCCAGGCGCAGAUGGUGACCACGGACUUCCAGAAGAUCUUCCCCAUGGGGGAGCGGUUGUACAUCGGGCUGGCCGGGCUGGCCACGGACGUGCAGACGGUUGCCCAGAGACUGAAGUUCAGGCUGAAUCUCUACGAGCUGAAGGAAGGGAGGCAGAUCAAACCCCAGACGUUCAUGAGCAUGGUUUCCAAUCUGCUCUAUGAGAGACGGUUUGGACCUUACUACACCGAACCCGUCAUUGCCGGGCUGGACCCCGUCACACACGAACCUUUCAUCUGCUCUCUGGACCUGAUCGGCUGCCCCAUGAUAACCGACGACUUUGUGGUGAGCGGCACCUGCUCCGAGCAGAUGUACGGCAUGUGCGAGUCCCUCUGGGAGCCCGACAUGGAACCCGACCACCUCUUCGAAACAAUCUCGCAGGCCAUGCUGAACGCGGUGGACAGAGAUGCCCUGUCUGGCAUGGGCGUUGUUGUGCACGUCAUUGAGAAAGACAAGAUCACCACCCGCACCCUGAAAGCUCGCAUGGACUAGCCCAGCACAUCCCGCUCUGCUUGGAACUUUUUUAAAAUAAAACUCUAUCUUAGCGAA
This is a messenger RNA of Columba livia (rock pigeon), 831 nucleotides long. It is a transcript of the gene PSMB3, whose product is annotated as proteasome 20S subunit beta 3. The record is from RefSeq and is a predicted model, not a curated record. Gene Ontology annotation, cellular component: proteasome core complex; proteasome core complex, beta-subunit complex. The transcript has 6 exons. Bases 157 to 774 code for a protein of 205 amino acids. NCBI's taxonomy places the organism in Eukaryota, Metazoa, Chordata, Aves, Columbiformes, Columbidae. Gene Ontology annotation, biological process: proteasome-mediated ubiquitin-dependent protein catabolic process.